Messenger RNA from Protopolystoma xenopodis, 621 nucleotides. The record is from the annotation of a GenBank genome assembly. NCBI's taxonomy places the organism in Eukaryota, Metazoa, Platyhelminthes, Monogenea, Polystomatidea, Polystomatidae.
AUGGGAAAAAACCCUAAUUUAAAUGCUUCAUGUAGAAAUGUGUCUUGUAACUGGCUACACUCCUGUCUUGACCCUACUCUCUGGAUUCCAGAUGUUCCAGGGCUUCGAGACCCCGCUUUGGCAGAAUUUCUACAGACACGAGCAUUGGCCGUUCUCGAGGCCUACGAGUUGGCUUGCCGCAAGACGGACCAAUCCAACCGGCCCGAUUCAGUCGCCACGGCUCGCCUCGGCCGUCUGCUCGUCAGGCUGGCUGGACUGCGUCAGGUCGAGCCCUGCUUUGUAGAGCGGGCAUUUUUCGGCCAUCUUCUCGGAUCGCCCUCAUUGCCUCAGAUACUCACUGGCCUGCUUCAGCGAGACCUGCGGCAGACUGCAGUACCAAAGACCUCUGACGCCUCUUUGACUCUGCCACCCUCUAGACAGACUCUCCUCUUCUGUCCUCCAUCCAACAACGACAUCAACACCAAAAUCACCUCCAGCCCUCGAAGUCUGUCCACUUGUGCCGUCAGCCCCACCGACGCUUCGACUGAUCGGCCCAAAGACGUCCCAGUUGGAGAAACUGAGCCGCAGAUUUGGCCAAACCCGCACUCACAAACACAACUGGCGGCACCAACACCCGUGUCC